Messenger RNA from Cuscuta epithymum, 3735 nucleotides. NCBI's taxonomy places the organism in Eukaryota, Viridiplantae, Streptophyta, Magnoliopsida, Solanales, Convolvulaceae. The record is from the annotation of a GenBank genome assembly.
GCCAAAAUGCAUCAAUCUCUCUUCCCCCCAAUCACCCACUCGGCCAGCACCAUCAAGAGGAGAAGAACAUCUGCAAACACACCUCCAUAGCCAAGAAAAAACCGAGCUCAAGGUUGAAGAAGACUCAAGGAAGAAGAAAGGCUUGGGAAAGAAAAGAAAAACUUAGAAAAAAUUAAGGAAUUUUACCAAGGUAUUCUAGACUUCUCGAGGAAUCUAGGAGUGGCCGGGAAGUCGCCGGAGCCGCCGGAGUUUCGCCGGAAAAUUCCAAAAGUCACCGGAGUUCAAACAAAGAGGAUAAAAGCUUGCUAGCGUCAUUUCGAGGUUGAAGCUAGAGCUUACUUCCUGCACCCGUUGCUCGGGAGAUCAAUGGAGAGAAGACGUGGUUCGUGCUUCCUCUCGUUCUAUUUUUAAAUAAUUAAAUAAUGCUCAUGGAACUAUUUUGACUUAUAAAUUAAUAGAGCCUGCGAGCUCUUGUUUUACCCUUGUGUGGGUUCUUAUUAAACACUUAUAUUCCGCUAUGUGUUUAAUUGUAUGUUGAUGUUGUUAUGUAUGUUUACUAAUCGGUUUUGGCAUAUGUAUCUAUCGGACGUCUUGUGCAAUUCGGUAAGGAUGGACUGUGGUUAUUCUUAUUGGGUUGUACGACGGUUGUCCACGUGGCACAGACGCGGUCUGGGGCGUGACAAUUAAGUGGUAUCAGAGCCAAACGAUUUCUAAACUAUAUAGUCAACCUCUCAACAGAGUUUCUAUCAAAACAGUUUUCAAUGAAAAACCAUGAGCAUAAGUUACGUUUUGUACUUUAAGAGCAUUUGGUUAUCGAGUUGCAAGGUCUCUGGUUGUUAAGAUGGGCCCCUUAACAAUUGGUAUGGCAGAGACUUGAGCCAAGUUGUGUCUUGAGUACGUUUCUGUCAAUUGACAUUCAAACGAGUCUAAAGACUCAUUCCAACAUAUUCUUUCAGGAAUGGGUGGUAGUGAUAGGGCGGUUCGAGGAAAUCCGAGAGGGCGCGCACCGGGGAUAGCCGGGCAAGCCAAUCGGGGGAUAUCAAGGUCGCGUAAAAGGCGAGGUAUGGGCAAUCAAGGCCCACGAACACGAGCCACGAUGGCUGAUCACAACGUGACUGAAUUCGAGUCGUGGAACUCGGAUGAUGACUCAACUUAUCACCCUGAAAGCGAGUCAGAUGAAACUUCUUUUCAGGAAAACAGUGGAGAGGAUAUACAAAGUAUUCCUCCCGAACAUGUUAGCGAGAUGUACCGAUGGUACCAACGUGAAAGGGGAAGACAACGACAGGGAUCUCAAAAGGGACAUGUCAGAGGCGAGACCUCUCUCAUGAGGGGUCAGGGUGCUCAUAGAGCACAGGUUAGGACAGUCAGAGAUUCUGAUGGCGAAGGACCAUUCUUUAAGAUCUCGAAGUACCUCAAAGAGGCUAGAGCCUUGGGGUGCAAGCCAUUUGAUGGAACGGGGGACAUAUCGGAAGCAGCCGAGUGGAUAAAAAGGUUAAAUGAUGCAGCUGAUGACAUGCAAGUGGUCCCUGAACGAAAGUUAAGGGUAGCUACUAGAUUAUUGGAGGGUUUAGCUUCUACUUGGUGGGAAGGCACCAAGGGUAAGUUUGACGGGGUUGUCACGUGGGACAACUUCGAGCAAGCAUUCUAUGAGCAGUUUUACACCUCUUUCGAAGUAAAUCGAAAGAGGAGGGAAUAUAUCGAUCUCAAACAGGGAAAUGAGUUUACGGUGAAGCAACUGGAACAAAGAUUCCGACAUCUGGCAAGGUUUUUGCCUGAGUAUGCCGCAAAUGAGAACCGAAUGGCAAACCAUUUUUGGAAUGCACUCAAUUUGGAAAUACGCGAAAGAGCGACCUACCAAUUCAACAUGACUUUUAGUGAAGUAGUAGCCCAGGGUCUCCAGGGGGAGGAGCUUUGGAAGGAAAGGCAAGCAAGGGAUGCAAAGGAAGCACAAGAAAGAGAUCAGGCGAUCGUUCACCCUCCACGACGAGAGGGGAAGUAUGAACUUCAGAGCAAGGGGAACUCUAACAAGUCAGUUCCGUUUUUCAGUGAGAGCCAGGACUUGGUAAAUCAAAGCUCAAGCACUCGAGGCACGGGGGCACCCAAAUGCGAGAAUUGUAGGCGAAGGCACUACGGUAGAUGUCGAGAGCCAUCUAGAUGCUACUUUUGUGGAGAAACAGGCCACAUCAAGGUCCUUUGUCCUCAACGUACGCGUGAAGGAACAUCAGGAGCUAGAGGAGGGGUCACGGGGGUUGAAAACCCAACUAGGGUUGCCUCAAACAUGGUACCUUCUACAAGUCAAUGGCGAACUCGCUCGUGAAGGCCGGCAAUGGCGGAAGCCAUUUGUUAGGCCCGACUAUGGCACAAGUCCAGAAAAUACAACUUUCGGGACCGAAUGUACACUUUGGGACAUAAAGGGAUGACCUCCCACAUGGGUGGGGGCCACCCUACGAAAUUAUUCAGCAAAGUAGACAAAAGGAUGGCUGUACAAUGGUAGGAAGGAGAUGAGAAGUUGACUUGAAGUGAUAAGCAUGAAUGAGAGACAUAUGUGGACCCUUUUCCUUUAUUAUUAUUGGUGGUAUGAGCCAAAAUGCAUCAAUCUCUCUUCCCCCCAAUCACCCACUCGGCCAGCACCAUCAAGAGGAGAAGAACAUCUGCAAACACACCUCCAUAGCCAAGAAAAAACCGAGCUCAAGGUUGAAGAAGACUCAAGGAAGAAGAAAGGCUUGGGAAAGAAAAGAAAAACUUAGAAAAAAUUAAGGAAUUUUACCAAGGUAUUCUAGACUUCUCGAGGAAUCUAGGAGUGGCCGGGAAGUCGCCGGAGCCGCCGGAGUUUCGCCGGAAAAUUCCAAAAGUCACCGGAGUUCAAACAAAGAGGAUAAAAGCUUGCUAGCGUCAUUUCGAGGUUGAAGCUAGAGCUUACUUCCUGCACCCGUUGCUCGGGAGAUCAAUGGAGAGAAGACGUGGAUGGACUGUGGUUAUUCUUAUUGGGUUGUACGACGGUUGUCCACGUGGCACAGACGCGGUCUGGGGCGUGACACCCCCUCCUAGCCUGCGACUCACCGAUUCUCAGAUCUCUUUUGAGGAAAUAGGGUUAACAGCCAAAGAUGAUGCCGAUUGAUACAAGAGGAGCAGUUGAUACUUUUCAAUCACUACAAAGUUUUGCAUUAGAAAUUUUGAAGUCAGAUUCUUGUGAAAGGAAAUAGUCUACUGGCAUACGUUUAUGUGAGGAACUUAAUUGAACCUUUAAGAACGUUUUUGCCAUUGUUUCGAUUUCCGGAAGAAUGCUGUCCUGAGUGGAUGAGUGCCUGCUUUACUGAUCAGUGAUCACUCUCCCUUUGGUUUGUUCUCCUUGUAUCAGAUAUAGAGAGUGGGCCUGGAAGAAAGGAUAUUCCUGUUCUUCCAGACUCCGGUCACCCUUUAAUUUCAUGUUGGGAGAUAUGGGAAGUCUUCGUACCACUUAGUCUGAUUUCGAUUUUGUGUAUGCCAAGUGAUCUCGGAAUCACGCUUCCUAUGUCUCACAUAUCGCAUUUUGUGGAAUGGGUUUCCACCUUAUGGUAUUGUUCGUGAAUGCUUCUUGUAUAUGUACAAGUUUAUAUUGUCUUAAAAAACUAUGACUGGGAUUUGUAAUCCUCAAUCCCCCCAAUAUCAUCAAGGUUAAUCACUUUAUUGGAUGAAGUGAGAUUAAAAUUUUAAAAAAUCUUCUAGUAAUAGAAGUAAUUGUGUUUAAUUCUCGAC